AGACUAGGUAAGUAAACAUUAUUCGUAAAUAAUUUUUAGAGAUUCGUCAUGCAUGCAGCAGAUUAAAACUGUUAGUAUUAACGUAUACUAAAAUUAAAAAUCAUUGGUCCAUAGUGUCUUUGUUCUAAAAUACUUUCGAAUUCAACGUAAGGUUUGAGACGUUCCGAGUGUGUCUCAUUUAUGUAUUGUGAAUAAAAUAUUUAAUGGUUAGUAGGCCUCCUUAUAACUUUUUAAUAAUUUUUUGAACGCUGUUUUCAAACGCAAUUUAUUUAUAAUUAUCUCACCUAAUUUUUGGGCGUAGUUCCAAAGCGGAAGUAUUUCAAAGACUAGACUAACCAACAUGGCAGUUUGACAGCCCAUUGGAAGAGCAGACUUCAAUAGUAGAAUCCGUCAAGUACCAUACGUGUAUGUCAUUUUGGCCUGUUCGACGGUCACGUCGGGUAAAUAGUUGGGAGAGUCCUGCCAUGUCUGUCCUGAACCAGAGCGGAGAGGAGCAGGUGGAGUGUCCCCUCUGCAUGGAGCCCUUGGAGGUCGACGAUCUCAACUUCUUCCCGUGCACGUGCGGCUACCAGAUCUGCAGAUUCUGUUGGCACCGUAUCCGUACAGACGAGAACGGGCUGUGCCCCGCGUGUCGCAAAGCAUAUCCCGAGAACCCCGCCGACUUCAAGCCACUAUCACAGGAGGAGGUCGCCAGGCUAAAGGCGGAGAAACGACACAAAGACCAGCAGCGGAAGCAGAAAAUCACGGAGAACCGAAAACAUCUUGCCAACGUCAGAGUGGUGCAGCGAAAUCUCGUUUUUGUCGUGGGCCUACCGAUGAGACUUGCGGAUCCUGAGGUUUUGAAGAAACACGAGUACUUUGGGAAGUUCGGCAAGAUCCACAAAGUUGUGAUAAACCAGAGCACGUCCUACGCAGGUUCACAGGGUCCAAGUGCGAGCGCGUACGUCACUUACCACAAGGCGGACGAUGCGCUGAGAGCCAUCCAGGCUGUGAACAACAUCUCUGUGGAUGGCCGCACGCUCAAGGCGUCUCUUGGGACGACCAAGUACUGCUCCCACUUCAUGAAAAACCAGCCGUGUCCAAAGCCAGACUGCAUGUACCUCCACGACCUUGGUGACUCGGAAGCUAGUUUUACAAAAGAAGAAAUGCAACAAGGGAAGCAUCAAGAGUACGAAAAAAAAUUACACGACCAGUUACUGAAUGCCUGCAAUAAAGAAAGGAAGCCGACGCCAUCCCCUCCAGCGGUGGCGGUCAGCGGGGGAACCUGCCCCAACAGCACAGGUGGCUUCGGCACGGGCACCGUGCCUUCCGGCAGCGCCGGCGGCGGCUCUUGUGGUGGCUCUGGUCCGUCGAAGGGGGAGGGCGCCCAGCGCCGGCAGAAGUGCGAGCAGCAGUCCUCCAGUAGGGGAAACGGGCACAAAAAAAGGCACACAUCAGGUGAAGAAAACAGAGGCAGGAAGACAAAAGAAAAAUCCCAUAGUUUAUCAGAAGACAACCAACACAAAUUAAAUCACAAACCUGGGUCUGUUCGUCAACAGCCAAGACAUGGUAAAGGCGACUUGUCGCGCGACGGCAACAACUCGCGGACGUCCACCAGCUUGUCGGAAGGGGACGUGGGAUCGGAGUCGUCGGACUGCCCGGAAGCGGAAGGCCUGGGGGAGGCGGCGUCUGCACGGGGGAGGCUGCGAGCGGCCGCACAGCUCUUCGAGUCGGACAACAACAAUUCCUUCUUCUCGGCCAACGGCUUCACCAAAGUGCCGCCGCCCCCUACGACCACCGCGGCCUCGACAACAGGUAGUUCCUCUGACUGGCAGCAGAAUGGACUCGCAGUUACUCACAUGCCGGAUGUCCUGCCUCCUGUACAUUCUUCAGAAGACUGGCAAGCAGCAUUUGGGUUUGCCGACUCUCCAGGCAACACCCCACCGGCAGACGUCGCAGAACUGUCGCAGGUCCCGGGAAACGUAAAGACUGACGAGGUUUGCGAGGACCGGCAGCUAGCCUCGCAAGUUUUCAACGGGCCGAUCGCCCAUUCAGUGUCUUUAGACAGUGUUGUGCCUCCGAAGUUAGUGCAGCGCUCGAUACCUGAAGAUUACAUGGUGCUAGAACAUUUAGGUCACAACGGCAGUUCGCUCGGACCACAGGAUGGUGGGAAAAUCGCCGGCUUGCACUCGAACGGAAACCCUGCAGGUUUUCCCAGCAUCCACACCCCUGCCUUCGUUCAGGAUCCUGGGGUGUUCCUAUUGCGGCAACAACAGAUGCAUCAUCAGUUGCUCGCGGCACAGCAUUUAAUUCCGAACGGUCUGGCUCCGUCACAGGUGGCCAGCAAGUUGCUUGCGGACUUUCACUUGCGGCAACAGGCGCAAGUGCAAGCGUUGCAACAGAGCCAGCAGCAGAUACACUCCCAUUCCAGUUUGGACAGGAAAAAUUUUGUCAAUAACUUCGUAGCAAACGGCACUAGCGUAAACGGUAAGUUUUCCGAGUACGGCGGCAGACCCGACGGUUCCGUUCCGAACGGGUCGGGCUGCGACAAACUGUCAAAUGGGGACGGUGGAACCAAUGAGAAAGAAGGUGCAUUAAACGAAGAAAAAUAUUUGAACUUUGCAAACGUGGAGCGGCUGAAAAGCAACCCGGAAGUGUUUUCGACUUAUUUCGGGGAAGGUAGCGACAGGGUGGUGGUGAAAGAGGACAGGCUAACAGACGACCUGGACUUUGAUCCAUUCCAAGAGACGCAGAAAGCGCUGGCGGAGAUGAUGGAGAAGGAGAACUUGCAGGGGGUCCAGAACGCUCAGCAUCACAACCUCAUCCUGGCACACGGACACGUCCCCCCGCAGAUGUUCCCACAGCACGCACAGCAGUUCGGCCAGCCGCCAGCCUUGCCGACGUUCAGCGGGGGCAGCAAGGUGCUGGCCUCGUUCGCCUCAGUCCAGCACGUCAUGCCUCAGCAGAACCAAAGGCUGCUACCAAAUAUGUCUGUGUCCGGAUGUGCCAAGCUGUUGGAUGGAUUAGCGCUCGCAGCCAGUCCGCCCAACGGCCCGUCCCCAGUCCCGCGACCGCGACUCCCGCCCCCGCCCCCAGGUUUCGCUACCACCCCAAAUCACAUGAAUGCCUUUGGACUCGGUAUUCCAAGGGCACUUACGAAUCCAGGUAGCAAAAUACUGCCGUUCAUGGGCCUCAACAACCAGCCGAACGCGACGAGCAACGGCCCACCGUCCCCCACCGCAGCGCACUCUCAGGCCGCCCUGUUCCAGCCGUCGGGCACCCCGUACGGGCUCCAGAACGGCAGCGGAGGGCUGCUCCUCCCCAACGCCUCAAAGUCGUCCCCAGGCGAGGCGUACACCGCCAGCGACUGGCCGGAGAGCGUCCGUGCCCUGUUGCCCGGCGUUGCCUUCAAUGGCACGAGUGCCUCCGUGGUGUCCUCCCAGGGCGCUGUGUUUGGCGUUCACGCACCGGUGCAGCCAAACUCACAGAAAGCCUGGACGGGCUCCGGGCCUUGCACCGACUGGACGGCGCUGGACCCGGCCAUCAUCCCCCUCCCCUCGCACUGGCUCCAGGACGGGGCCAGCCCACAGGUGGUGUACGCUGGCGGCGAAUGGACCAGCGCCACCCCCGCCCCCGCCUCCCCCGCCGGGCUUCAGCAUGCACCCGCAGGGCAAGCCCACUGACGUCCCCAGCACCGAGAAUAUGUAACGAAAUGGCGGCAUCGUCCUUCACAAGAAUGCAAGAGAGCUGGUACCUUUCGUGUGGAACUUUUGAGAGUUCUUUUUUUUUUUCUCCCAAAAAUCUUACAUAAUAUUUAAGGAAAUUACUUAGAUUACCAGUUGCCUUUCCUGUCUAAAUAAGUCUUAAUGAUGUAUUUAAAAUAUAAAAAAAAAUUAAAUUAAUGUGCACAUAUUUGCUUUCGAUUUUCCUUUGUUAAUGCAAACUAUAUUGCAAUGAAAAAAUUGAGGGAAACAUUCAGCAUCAUGUCUUAAAGAUUGUAUGCAUUAAUUUAUGUUUAAAAUAUUUUAAUACAAAUAAGUUUUUUCUAAUGUUUGGUUUUUGGUUAGACUUUUUGAUGAAUGUUAAUAAAGAAACAAUUUUUUUUAUUGUUUAAAACAAAAGUUCAUUUGAAACUAUUUAGAGUACUAUAAAAAAAGGAGUAAUUUUGUGGAAUUCUUUCCGUGUUAUUGUUUUUAAAAAAAUUUCAUUUUGAUAUAAGAAAACCUUGAACAUGUCAAAUAACAUUGUUAUUGGUGUUAAGUUGUCCUUUUAAGAUAAUAUUUAAUUUACCUUUUUGAUAGGUGCUGGUAUAAUCUUCUGUAAAAUUGUGUGAAAAGUCUACGUACAAAACAGCUGCUGUUAUUUUGUUCUGUCUUCUGUUAUGGAUUUAACAUUUUUUUGUAUUACAGUGGUAUUAACCAAAACAAAUAUAUCAUACAUACUGCAUUAAUUACUAUGUCAGAAAGUUGGAGGAGUUACUGUGAUAAGUUUUUUUUUUUGUGCAAGACAGUCUUGCUUUGUAAACGUCCCAAGUUUACUAUCAGCUUUGGUUGUGUAAACACGCCCAGUGGACGUAGCACCACAGAUCAUGUCAUUGGUGGCAACAACGCAUUAUAACCAGCGCGGGAGGAGUAUUCAUAUUGUGCUGCUUCCUAUUUAUUGUUCCACAUUUUUUGGGAACGUGUGUGGCAUCGGAAGAAUUUUCCUUACACAUCAAAUUAAAAAAAAGUAAUAAAAUCGGCUUUAAAAAAAUUGUUUAUCUUUUAUUGAUUUACCUUUUUCCAUUGUACAGGAUUUAUAAAUUUUAAAAGUGAAGCUAUAAUAUUUUACAAAAAAAUGUCACUUUAACAAAUAUUAAUUGUUUCAAACUGUUUAACCCCUAUUUAACAAGAACAGGUAUACACAUAAUAAAUGAUGAACUGCAGUAAUUUAAGUUUUUUUUUAACAGGCAUGUUUAUUCAAUUUCAGAAAAUAUGUUAUCUUUUGCAAGCUGUCUGUUUGUUUUCUCAUCUCAUCCAAAGUACUUGCACAUGAUGUUAUUCAUUCAUUUACUUGAACAUGCAUGCUUGUUAAAAUUGGCUUUGUUACUACCGCAUUUAUCUGUGUAUGGAUUAGAGGGACCCUGAAAAAUGGUAAAUAAAAACUACUAAUAGCAGUGCAAAAAAACUAGUGAAAGCGGUGUAAAAAACCUGGUAAGAGCUGUAUAAAAAGUCAAAAUUUUUAAUAAAGCUGUAAAUAAAAUUUGUUUCACUUAACACGUAGUACAUUUAUGGGGAGAAAAAAAAAAGAAUACAGGAAAAGUGAAAAUAACUUAACUGUAAAAUUUUAACUUUCAUUAUGAGAUAAUAUUGAAAACAUCUUGCUAUUUUAAACACUUGAACAUUUACACAUUUAAAAUUGUAAUAUUAAUAUAAACCCUUGUUGGGAAGUUAGAAUAAAAUGUCUACAAGAACUGGGGUUGCACUUACGCAAGGAUUACACAUUUUAUGCUGAUUUUCGCAACACUGAUACCAUUUUUUUCAUUUUGAGUAAAAAAAAAAUUAACAUUGCACUGUGCUGUUGAAUAUGUGCGUAAAUAACAAGCCUGUGUUGAUUUUUAAUAAAUAUGUUACGAGUAAGUAUAAACAGUUUAAUUGAAAUAUCUUAGCAGCGUGUGUAAAAUAUCAUGAACUGUGUCAUCAAGCUGUGUUUGCCGCCCAACAGUCGCCGUCGCAGUGCUGCCUACCGCUGGGCUAAAAAUAAACCAUCCAGAGAGAGAGAAAGAGGGGUUGUUUUGCCAUGCAGCAGCGUUUAUGGUUCUUUAACUGGGACCGUAUUGACAGGCUUUUGUGAUGCAACUGUAUCCAAACAUUUUUUUUUGGUGUGAGUUUCACCACACUUUCUAGUGCAACAUUCCAUGACAAACUGCUGUAAAGGAUGUGCUUGUUUUUAUAGAAGGAACUGACAAAAAAUAUUGAGCAGUGUGUUGUCUUUUUUUCUCUUGGAAAAGAAGACUGAUAAAAAUAGUGCAAUAGAUGGGAAGGGAAAAACUAGUACAAUAAAUAGUAUUCUUGGGCCAUAAAGGAUGUAAAAGGGUGGAGAUGAAGAACCUGGUGCCGUGUUUCUUAUGGAAUAAGCUGAGACACAGACCAUAGAUAUUUAACUUAAUUGGAGACAGUUCUGCAGGUAAGUACGGUGUUUUCUGUGAACAUCCUUUACAGAGAGACACUUCUUGGUUAGGCGCAGAUGACUAGAUUGAAUCGUGAUCCUGGUUUUACUCUUCACUUUGUUCAGCUCUUGCUGUGUCUUAAAUUGGAAGGAGGAAA
Molecule: messenger RNA, 6284 nt
Organism: Bacillus rossius redtenbacheri
Lineage: Eukaryota; Metazoa; Arthropoda; Insecta; Phasmatodea; Bacillidae
Gene: Cnot4
Exons: 15
Coding region: 408-3662 (1084 amino acids)
Biological process (GO): protein ubiquitination
Cellular component (GO): CCR4-NOT complex
Molecular function (GO): metal ion binding; ubiquitin-protein transferase activity; RNA binding
Source: RefSeq, a predicted model, not a curated record